AUGAGCGACGAGGACGACGAGGAGGAGGAUGCGCGACGGAUGCGAAAUUUAAACUUGGACGAGGCGUUCGAACCGGUGACGAGCCCGGUGAUGCGACUGAAGCGCGCGUGGGUGCGCGAAAGGUUGGCGCCGGAGAUGAUGACGCGAGAGGACGCGCUCGUGGAGGCGGUGAAGACGGCGGUGGAGGCGCAGGAGCGAGCGCUGACGCGAAGGGCGGAGACGCGCGCGGAGCGAGGCGGAGGCGCGGAGGACGCGAGCGAAAAGUUGAUGGAUAACGUCAUGUGGGUCGAGGUGAAUCGGAUCAAAUAUUUGUUGAGGGAGUACGCGCGGACGAGGCUGCGGAAGAUUGAGGCGCACGCGUUUUAUUUCUUACGGACGGAGGAGGGGCAAGAGCGGUUGAGCGAGCGGUUGAGCGAGGCGGAGCAAAAGUACGUCCGCAAGUACGCGAUCGCCGUGUCGGAACAUUACGAGAACGUUUUGAAGGAACUACCCGACGGUUAUCGCGACGCCGUGAAGGAGUUCGCCACGAAGUUCGCCACGGACGAGGAGGAGGGGUCGGCGAUGAUUUCCAAGCCGAAGACGGAUUCGUUUGUGUUUUUUCGUUUUCGCGAAGACGUCGUGAAUUUCGUGACGGGCGAAGACGACGACGGCAACACAGAUUCCGUCGACUUGAAGCGCGGCGCGAUUCUUUUGGCCAAGUACUCCAUGUUCAAAGAUCUCCUCCACACCGAUCCGCCCAAGGCUGAACUCGUGUGA
Molecule: messenger RNA, 756 nt
Organism: Ostreococcus lucimarinus CCE9901
Lineage: Eukaryota; Viridiplantae; Chlorophyta; Mamiellophyceae; Mamiellales; Bathycoccaceae
Exons: 1
Coding region: 1-756 (251 amino acids)
Biological process (GO): double-strand break repair via break-induced replication; DNA-templated DNA replication
Cellular component (GO): GINS complex
Source: RefSeq, a predicted model, not a curated record